UGAUGUACUUCAAGUUAGAUAUUGCAGGAACUUCAGCCCAGUGGUAUGGACAUGGCAACCAGACAAGUGAGGAGUGGUUUUGACGUAUCUGGGCCACAAGAAGAUAAGAGCAAUAAUGAGCUGAUCAAGACCAGUUCAUCUCCUGGGUGGACUCAACAGCCUCUUAUUGCUGCUUGUGAAAAAGACGAGCAUUACAGUGGGAUGAAAAUUGAUGAGCUAGAAAAUGACGUAGAGCUGAAUGACUGCUCUGAGGACAAUUCAGAUGAUAAUGUGGCAACUAUACCCACCCAAAAAGGAGGAAUGAGGAGAAAACAUCAUCGACCUUGGACUAUCAAUGAGGUUGUUAAGCUAGUGGAAGGUGUAGCCAGGUAUGGUGCUGGUAGAUGGUCUGAGAUAAAACGGCUUGCUUUUGCGUCUUGCCCUUAUCGAACUUCGGUGGACCUGAAGGACAAGUGGAGAAAUUUGCUGAAGGCUAGUUUUGUGCAGUUGCCUGCAGAAAAAGGGAUUCUGAAUUCCCGGAAACAGGCUUCAGUUCCAAUUCCUGCUCCAAUUCUCUCACGUGUGAGAGAGCUUGCUGAUAUGCAAGGUCAGAUCCCACCAAUUCUCGCUACGGGCAAGUCAAGUGGACAUAGUAGUAGUGGUAGAAGUGUACAUGAAGCUAGGUCUGGAUUCCUGUAAUUUCAACAUCAUAAGAGGUUUGUUUUUUGAAAUAAGCCUGAUGCUGAAGGGCAAACAGUUCAAUAGCCGUUAUGUUUUAUAUGUGAAUGCUACUUUUUGUGCGAUUUGACCUUGGUCAUUUUUAAUUAAAGGUUUUGAAGUUGAGGGCAA
Lycium ferocissimum is the source of this 828-nucleotide messenger RNA. RefSeq names its product telomere repeat-binding protein 3-like. The transcript is spliced from 4 exons. The coding region runs from base 46 to 678 and encodes 210 amino acids. Lineage: Eukaryota; Viridiplantae; Streptophyta; Magnoliopsida; Solanales; Solanaceae. The record is from RefSeq and is a predicted model, not a curated record.